Messenger RNA from Hirsutella rhossiliensis, 846 nucleotides. RefSeq lists its product as uncharacterized. The coding region runs from base 1 to 846 and encodes 281 amino acids. The transcript has 5 exons. NCBI's taxonomy places the organism in Eukaryota, Fungi, Ascomycota, Sordariomycetes, Hypocreales, Ophiocordycipitaceae. The record is from RefSeq and is a predicted model, not a curated record.
AUGGCCUUUGUCCAGCCCGGCUGCCCGGCUAGGUUCGCCUACCAGAAUGAGCAUCGUGUCAAAGGGCUCAACGCAGAAACCCUAGCGAGGGUCUUCCUUCCCACGCCCUCAUGGCUGUCGACUCCGGAGUAUGCAGCAAUCCGGUCAGAUACUGGCAAUCCAUCGACCUGCAUCUUCUUCAGCCUUAAUAUUUCCAUAUACAACCAACAGAUAAUCUCCUCGGAAUGGACCGAGCAAUGGUUCUUCAUGGUCGGCCGUGUUCAUCCCUUUGCCCUGACGUGGAAAUCGAGCGACGUGAUGGCUUGGAUCCGCGAUCACAGCUACCAACCAAUUGUCACUCGCACCCUCAGCUCGGUGGAUACUUUCCCAACGAUACAACCCAUUGUCUCCUUCACGGGACCUGUCAUCGGCUCCGGCCGCGACCUCCUGCAUGGAAACUCGGCUGCGGCCCUUGACGACACCCAGCUGAGCUGCUGCGGCUUUAAUAUGACCGAGAGGCGCGACAGCCAGUUCCAGUCGAACGCUCUCUUCACCUGUACGGGCAAAAUCGCCGGCUUACUGGAUCACCAGAUCAUGAAACAUGCCCCGGCUUUCGACCAAGACUAUAUCUUCAUCGUCGUCCCCGACACGUGGACUUUCCACGACAAGGCCAUGUCCGGCCAGGCUUCUGCAACACAACUACUGCCGACGACACCCAAGAGCGCGCCCCGCCUCCCCACGCCGCAUGCUUCUGGCCCAGUCGAUCCUUAUGCUGGCAUCAAGUCGGUCAUUGCCCGAUCCCUACCAAACCCCAACCAAGAGACCGCGACUUUCUCCCGAAACUUCCACCAUAAUCACCGACUGUGA